AUUUAAUUUCUUUUUAUUUUCCUGAAAAUAGAAAUAACAUAAAUAUUUCCUUUAUAUUCUUGAAUAAUCUUUCAAUAAUUCUCAAAUCUUCCUCCAAAUUUCCAGCUAAAGGUUUCUUGUAACAGUGUCACUCCUAUCUCUUUGUAAAUAAUUUGUGGAUAGGAGUUUUAUAUAUAUGUGAAUAAUUAUUGUUGUUGAGGGUUCUUCCAAUUUGAAUUUUUUGGGAUACUCAUACUCUGGUUGGUUGAGUUUUAGAUUAAAGAAUCUUUGAUAUAGUUUUCUUUCUAAUUGGCCAUUGUAUUGUUGUAUACAUCAACAUAUACGCUUGAAAUUUAGAGUUUAGAGUAAAAAUCUUUGAUAUAAUUUCUUUCUGUUUGUAAUUAGUUGUGUAAAUUUUGGUGAAUCGUUGAAUUUUUAGUAACAGUGAGAUUAGAGGAGAGUUCGUGAUUAUUAUACAGGAAUUGUGAAUUUGUGAUUAAUUGAGUUGAUAAUUAGUGAAAAUGGUUGAGGCAAUUGCAACCACAUCUUUUAUAGGGUGUUGGCCGCCUUGUGGUAGCCGGGCUCUGGUUGAUUCCGGCUGCAGAAGAACAUCAAUUGAGAGUUCGCGAUUGCCGAUGGGUACAUUUAUAGGUAGAAAGAUUGGUUUGAAUCAAUGCUUAUGCAAGAAGGGAUCAAGGAGUUUGAUCAAAGCUUUUGCAAUGGAAUUGACAAAGGAAGCUUACUCGUAUAAAGAAAAGGACGGAAUCCUACGAUCUUGGAACUACCGCAAUGAUAGUGAUACCGAUCUGAGACCAGGAGUAUGGCCGCCGAAUAACAAGGCGGAUAAUCCAUCUAUACACAAUCCAUUACUUAGGUUAGAAUUGAUGGGUUGUGGAUGGUUAGGUGCUAUAUUUGAAUGGGAAGGAGUGAUAAUCGAUGAUCAUCCUGAUCUUGAGAAGCAGGCAUGGUUAGCUCUUUCCGAAGAGGAAGGAAAAUCACCACCGCCGGCUUUCCUCCUUAACAGAAUCGAAGGAAUGAAAAAUGAACAAGCCAUUUCUGAAGUUCUAUGCUGGUCUAGAGAUCCGUCUAAAGUACGAAGAUUAACGUCUAGGAAAGAAGAGAUUUAUCAAGAAUUACAUUUGCAAGUUGGAAUCUACAGAUUGAGAUCUGGAUCACGGGAAUUUGUGGAUGUUCUAAUGGCAUACAAGAUCCCCAUGGCGCUUGUAUCUACCCGUCCUAGGAAGAAUCUGGAGGCUGCAAUUAGGGAUAUUGGGAUUGAAGGGGUGUUUAGUGUGAUUGUGGCUGCUGAAGAUGUUCAUAGGGGUAAGCCAGAUCCUGAGAUGUUUGUAUAUGCUGCACAAACUCUGAAAUUCAUACCCGAAAGGUGCAUUGUGUUUGGGAACUCGAAUCAAACCAUCGAAGCUGCUCAUGAUGCGCGAAUGAAGUGUGUUGCGGUUGCUAGCAAGCAUCCUGUGUAUGAGCUUGGGGCUGCAGAUUUGGUUGUUAGGCAUUUAGAUGAGCUUUCCGUUGUGGACUUGAAGAACCUUGCUGCUGUCGAGUCGCCUGAAUUUGACGAACCGGAGUUGGAGAUGGAGGAAGAAAUUGAAGAUGAUCCAAAAUCAACGAGAACAGGAGUGGAUGAUAGUUUCUGUGAUAAAUAUGGGUACUCGAUGGUUGAUGUUGGACGGAUGAUGGGAGUAUUGUUAAAAUGUGAAAGAAGUCAAAGCAGCAGAAUUUUCUAAAUUGCGGAGUAUGAGUGGGCUGACUGUAGGCUAGUAUGUUGAGCUUCUGGCUGUGGAAUGAUUAUGUCCUUGGUUUGCUGACUUUUAGUAUGAACAUCUUCCUUGCUAUACUUAACAGUUUAUGCUUAUUUUUGAUGAUGUUUUGUGUGUAGUUAUUGAAUUUUACUGAUUGAUUUGUCGAUUAUGUGCUACAAAUCCGAUUGCUUUUUGGGUUUUAGGAGUCUGCGAUUGUCAUUGAAAUUGGGACGUUUUUGUUGGUAGUGAUGAAAUUAAAAUAUUGUAAAUUUAGGGAUAAAACUAAGUGAUUAUAUUACUAAUAUUGUGAUAAUUAAAUUAAUUUAUGAGACAAUUUAAUUUAUAAAUAUUAGAAAUAACUAUAACCAACUAAAAAUAAGGGAGCAAAAUCUUACUAUUUAAAUCACUCGCUAUAAAGUAAAGUAACCUAACUUAACUUUGAAAUAACCCCAACAUAUAGAACUUUGGGUUUGUUAUCUUGUGAUACAUCUGGCUGAAUUUGCCGCUCAUGGUAUGAGUCUUGAUGAUAAGGGUAUGGUUUUCCAUCCUUUCCCACCUUAGACCGAUCAUAGCUUGUAUGAGCCGGAUAUAUUGAGUAUGGUAAUUAUAAUUAUGAUGAUGAUGAUAAUGAAGUGUCAAAGAACCAAUUCAACCAAAAGCUUAAGCUGAUGGUUGAGGCCCCAUGAUGUGUUAUAUUCUCUAACACGCACCCUCACACAAGAGCCUUUUGGACUAGAAGUGUGAAUGCAACACAUGCCCUUCUCAUACCUGGUGCUAAAUAUUCCACUUUAAAUGAGUGGUGGUUGAAUUUCGAACCCGUGACCUCUUAUCACACGCUUUGAUAUCAUGUCAAGAAACCAAUUCAACCAAAAGCUUAAGCUGAUGGUUAUAUUCUCAAACAUGAAGAAUCUGAGUUUUGAUGAUCUGAUUGAGCAGGCCUUGAGAGGAGGGUGGAGGGAGAAAGUUGAAUUAGCUACUUCAACUUACAGAGAUAAUAAUGGGAGCAAAUGUACAAACCGUGACUUCAAUGGGAGCUUCCCUCACAAGCAGCCCUUACAUAUGAAGGAUCACCAUGGAUUGUUACUUUUCCAUCUAUAAAUUGUACUCCAAAUUUAGUAGCCAAUUCCAUUUUUUCCAUCCAUCCAUCUUUCAUUGCCUGCUUAAUU
This is a messenger RNA of Amaranthus tricolor (Joseph's coat), 2902 nucleotides long. Its product is annotated as 5-amino-6-(5-phospho-D-ribitylamino)uracil phosphatase, chloroplastic-like. The record is from RefSeq and is a predicted model, not a curated record. The coding region runs from base 501 to 1721 and encodes 406 amino acids. The transcript is spliced from 3 exons. NCBI's taxonomy places the organism in Eukaryota, Viridiplantae, Streptophyta, Magnoliopsida, Caryophyllales, Amaranthaceae.